UCACUGUCCCAGGCUGACCUUUGUCCAGCUGUUCCCUCUCCAUUCUGCUUUCCUGCCCCUUGAAAUCUUCGCUCCAAUCGAGGUCCAGCACAGCUGCGAGCUGUCUUCCUGCACACGGAGCACGAGCGGAGGAAGUCGAAGACGGUCACACAAGCCGACAUGAAGGUGGAAUUACUCCCAGCCCUCACAGACAACUACAUGUACCUCCUCAUCGAUGAGGAAACGAAGGAGGCUGCAAUAGUUGAUCCUGUGCAGCCCCAGAAGGUUUUGGAUGCAGUCAAAAAGCACGGCGUGAAGCUGACCACCGUCCUGACCACACAUCAUCACUGGGACCACGCUGGAGGAAAUGAGAAGCUCGUAAAGAUGGAGACAGGGUUGCGUGUGUAUGGGGGAGACAGCAGAGUUGGAGCACUGACACAGAAAGUGUCUCACCUUACAUCACUCAAGGUGGGAUCUCUUAAUGUGAAAUGCCUCUGUACGCCGUGUCACACUUCUGGACACAUCUGUUAUUAUGUGACUAAGCCAAAUAGCUCCGAGCCACCUGCUGUUUUUACAGGUGACACGCUGUUUGUGGCCGGUUGUGGGAAAUUCUUCGAGGGAACCCCGGAGGAAAUGUACAGAGCGCUGAUUGAGGUUUUGGGCAGCUUGGACCCCAAAACGAGAGUUUACUGCGGUCACGAAUACACGAUCAACAAUCUCAAGUUUGCUCGACACGUUGAACCCAAUAAUGUCACUGUCCAGGAAAAGCUUGCUUGGGCCAAGGCAAAGUAUGACAGUGGUGAGCCGACCAUACCCUCCACCAUCGCAGAAGAGUUUACGUACAACCCCUUCAUGCGAGUGAGGGAGAAGACAGUUCAGCAGCACGCUGGAGAGACCGACCCCAUCCGAACAAUGGGGGCCAUCAGGAAAGAGAAGGAUAACUUCCGAGUCCCGAAGGACUGAGCACUCUGCCUGGAUCACUUUAAUGUCAGUUUAAGUGUAAUUUAGACCAUCCAGAUGUUUUAGGAGUUGAACCUUCUGUUGUGGUUGAGACAGUCAUAUUUAGGUUUUUGUUUUGUUUUAAUUAAGGAAAAAAAAGCACUUUGCCCUUGUUUAGAUGUUCUACAGCAUAUUUAUAUUAUGAUGAAGAAUAUUUAUCCUUCUAUUGCUGGCUCUCAAACUGUCACGUGUGUCACAUGCAGAUCAUUUUACAAGUGUUGGGUCAUGGCUCAGAGUCUGGGGUGGGGAAGGGUCAAACCUUGAGGUCUAGGAAAAAGCUCUUGUUAUUUUUGUAGGAGCCUGGUGUGAAUGCAGACAGUGGGACUGGGGCCCGAGAUGUCUUCAUUUAAAACAGAGACAAAAUGCAGUAACUACAUUGCCAGCUGAAGAUUGGAACUUUUCUUCCAUGCUGCUACUUAAACAAACACUUCUGAGUCUGUCGCUUCGGGCUCCACUAAAACCAGUUCUCGGUGACAGACCUGAUCUGCCACCGCCCCUUCAGGGCUUAGUUUGGCUCUGGGCCUGGCUCUGGGAGUGGCACACGGGGACUGUCCAGCUUUUCUCUUCUCUUCUCCUCUCUGACGUUCCCUGUCGUGGGCUGCAGUAACUUUUCCAGGCAGCAUGCUGGCUUAGAGAUUGCACUGUUGCUUAUACCCUUUCACUCUUAACUUAAGCCUGUUCGCAUGUACCUGCUUACUGCUCUUACGUGUGAUCUGUAUGUGACCUGUAUUAGUACCACUCAAACGAAGAAGGGAUUUGUCUGCUGGUUCAAAAUCCUGAGAAGAAACUUACCUAGUGACUAACUGCGUGUCUAACAGCUGAGCAGCGAUGAGGCUCCUCCAACAGAUGCCUUGGUGCCCAUAGCCAGAACAGCUGCUUUGUACCUUGCUGUGAGUAACGUGGCAAACGAGCAUUUAUUAGCUGGCUGCUGUUCCCCAGCGAGAGAGCAGCCGUGCUGGUGAGCGCUGGCAGUAGCCGUGCUGGGCCUGGGAGGCUCCAGCUUACGGGCCUGAGGUACAGCAGAUGCUGUGCACUGGCGGGGUCGAUCACCCAGCCUGCAGCCUCUGCCUGGUCCCCCCUCUCUGCUAGAAAGGCCACCGAGGUGAUGUUAUAAAUGAGGUGAGGGUGUCCACAUAUCGCCAGAUUAAACAGGGCUCAGAUCUCCGACCCCCUGAGAAACCACGUUAGCGUGGCACGUUUCUUUUCCUUGGUUGGUCCAUGGGGCUUAAAAGCCGCCUCUGUUCCUGGGCUAGCGUUGUAUGACCCCAGCCUGCAGCCAGCUUGAAAACUGCGGAGAGGGAACUUCCCCUCACGCUGUUUUUCUGACAGGGAAUAGCGUGUCGAACUUUGGGGGAAAAUGAAUCUAGAUUUUCAGUGAGCGGGUCACCCCCUCCUGCGCUUUCCAUCCUCCAGCUCGGUGUCUUUAAACAAGAGAUGCGAGUGAAGGGUGGCAGGACCCAGCCUUGUGGGCUUGGCAUCUGCGUCUUUAAUGCAUUUUCCUCCUAAUUGUAUUUUCUUCCUUGUUUCUUGGUCUCGGCUGCAUACUGCAGAUCUGCUCAAGUACAAGAGAUUUUCAAACAAAUGUUUUGCAGCUGAAACUAACAAAAGAUUCAAACGAUUUUGGUUCCAGUUUCUCCCCCUCUCCCCAGUUCAUGUUGGUAAGUAAUGCCACGAUGGAGUCUGUAACCGCCUGAGCGUCACUGGUGUAACUUUGGUCUGCUGUUCCAACCAACGCGCUGAAUGGCAGCGUGUGAGCGGGAUUCGGGGUAGCACCAUUUCUUUAUUUGCUUUCAAAAGGUAAAUUUUACGUAGUUCGGAAAGAAAAGUGGUACCUAAAACUUCACCGCCUCCUUAACUUGAAUGCUGUGCUGCUACAACGGAGCAUGACUGUACUGGUGGCUGUUUGACAAAUGAGCAAAUAAAGAGCAGCUGUAAACCGAG
This is a messenger RNA of Aptenodytes forsteri (emperor penguin), 2919 nucleotides long. RefSeq names its product hydroxyacylglutathione hydrolase (gene HAGH). Gene Ontology annotation, cellular component: mitochondrion. Gene Ontology annotation, biological process: glutathione metabolic process. The record is from RefSeq and is a predicted model, not a curated record. Lineage: Eukaryota; Metazoa; Chordata; Aves; Sphenisciformes; Spheniscidae. The transcript has 9 exons. Gene Ontology annotation, molecular function: hydroxyacylglutathione hydrolase activity. Bases 160 to 942 code for a protein of 260 amino acids.